AUGGGCGUUCAUGGCCUUACCACCUAUCUGCGAGAGAAUCAGCGAAUCCUCGCCAAAGCCAUCGAUUUCCCCUCGAGCUUGAACGACGUGAAUUCGAUCGUGGUUGAUGGUUGGUCGUUCAUCUAUGAGCUUUAUGAAGAGUCUAAAUUACCUUGGGUCUAUGGUGGCGAGUACAAAGCUUUCUCUGCAUGCGUCGAAGGUGUCGUGAAAGCAUGGAUGGCUGUGGGACUCAAAGUAUAUUUUGUCUUUGACGGUUCUGCCCCCGAACUGAAGAUUCCGACCCUCAUCAGCCGUCUCAAUCACUCGAUCGUUGAACGGAGUCUUCUUUUCUUCAGAACCUCCGAAACAUCACGCUCAACUCCCCGCUUUCUGCGUGAGACGCGGAUGAUCCCACCACUUGCAUAUCAUGCAUGCCUGCAUGCACUUCGUGAAGUCGCCUCUUCAGCAAAUACCCUGGAAGUGCAUUUCGCAGAUGAAGAAGGCGAUCCUUAUGCCGUCGAACUCGCCGGCAGGCUCGGGGCAUUUGUCGUUGGUAAUGACUCAGACUUUGUCAUUCUCAAUUCUGGGAAAUAUGCAGGAUAUAUCCAGCUUGAUGACAUACUGUGGGCAGUACCUAACUCCGUGGAUGCUGGCUCCGAUGACGGGAAUGGGGAGUUCCGCACAGUGAAGAAAUCAAAGACAAAAAAGAAAAGCGCUGCUCAACAGGGGGUUCGCAGAGGUUUAAUACCCCCAGAGCAUAGCACGGAUCUCAGUCUGUCAGUUUCGGUGUACACCCCGGCUGUCUUGGCAUCCCACUUCAAGAUUCCAGUCACCCUGUUACCUUUGCUGGGUGCCCUGGUGGGCAACGAUUUUUCCAACCAGUCUUCCACACAACGAAACGUCCAAAACUUAUUUUUCGAGCGCCAGUUAACGUUAUCGCAACGCAUUGCUCGUGUCGGGUCCACGUUAAGUGGGAUACUCUCCGCUGCCACUCAGAAACGCAAAGCUAGGCAUCAGGUCGGUUCAGUCAUGGAUUUGAUUGACAGAUCUGUGCAUGCACUCCUGAUCAGACCACCAAGUACCAUGGCUUCCGGAGAGAUAGAUGCCAUCGUUGACCGGAUCGUAAAUGCAGCAUUGCAGUACGCAAUUGAAAAAUACGACGGAGAUACAUUUGGGCCGGAUGGUCUUUGGCCUAGCAAAAUUUGUGCACUGCAUCGCGCAGAAACUUGCCGGUUGCCGGCUCUAUUCUCCCGUGCGCAAUUACUAUCUAGCGAUGAUGGAGCCGACGACAACGCAGGGGAACAUGACACUCAAUUUCACCAGCUCCACACUCUCUACAUCGCUGCAUACCGGUCGGGCCACUUCCAACCGAAGCUCAUGGAUAUGUUGAAUACUGGCACUUUCUGGCCGAGGUUGUUUUUGGAGAACCCCGACGCGGAAAAUGUCGCACGGAGUAUCGGCCGACCUAUCCGGGAGUGGAUCUACGCCAUUUUGGAAGAUGCCGUAGGGUUGCCGGAAGCGCCCGAGGGAGCUGAGGAGCCUGAAGUAGGGCAAUCUGACGCAUCUCAAGUGGAUGAGGAUGACGAGGAUGAGCUCAUUGACGUCAUGGAAGAAGACUCUGAAGACGAUGGAGCCGAUCUCCUCGCCCCAUUGCGUGGUGAGCUCCAAAAACUCCGCGCGUCAGAUGAAGAGUCAGAGAUUCCGGCGUCGACUGCAUCCCGAUCCCGGUCACACCUUCCACCGCGGCCCAAAUGUAUCACAGAGUACGUUAGGCGAGGCACUCGCGUUGCCCCGGAGGGGGUGACGGUGCCAGAUAUUGGCAGGCUGUUGGCGUCGUCGGCAUUCUGCGGCGACAGUCAAGAAAAUUGGACCCCCUUACCACUAAGGUCCGCAUCCGAGCGGAUGUCAGUUUUCCUGCACGCCCUCCGUAGCGGUACCGCUGCUGUCCAGGGGUUACCGAGCGAACAACUCAUGAGCGCCCUCGUUUUGCGAUGGGUCGUGCAAAUGAUGCACCUACGGGCAUUAGAAUCCGCAAGUAAGGAACGAGAAAAAGAGAGGUGGACUAAAGCGGAGGCAAGUGCAUUCUUGGCAUUUUACAUGUCGGAAGGGCAUGGUCUCGAUUUCCGUACUACGCCUGCACCUGCCGACUCAGAACAUAACACCGGAUCUGAGACCACCCCAAUCAGCAGUCGUAAUAUCCAGCUUAUGGCCCAGGUGCUGAUGGCGAUCGAGAGUAUUCACCAUUUAUCACAAGUUCUCUCGGUAUCAGAACGGGUUCCUGUUCGUGUCCAUACGUUGUCAGGGCAGACGUUCCAUACGUUCCUUGCACAGAAGUCCUCGAAUUGUCGAGACACUUUGCCGCUCGGGCUGUGGGGCGCAUGUAUGGAGGGGAUAGGGGAUGCUUUUGCAGAAGAGCGUCCAGUCAAAGCCAAAAAAUCCAAGAUCAACGGAAAGUCCACUUCCUCGGUGCAGAAAGCAGUGCGUCAUGUUGGGACAAUGGGUAGCCAGUUUGGACUAUUAGCUGAUCUUCAGGUUUAA
This is a messenger RNA of Suillus paluster, 2517 nucleotides long. RefSeq lists its product as uncharacterized. The coding region runs from base 1 to 2517 and encodes 838 amino acids. Lineage: Eukaryota; Fungi; Basidiomycota; Agaricomycetes; Boletales; Suillaceae. The transcript has 3 exons. Gene Ontology annotation, molecular function: hydrolase activity, acting on ester bonds. The record is from RefSeq and is a predicted model, not a curated record.